AUCAGUUCAAUUAUAACUUUAUCUGUUAAACAACCAACUAACUCCUCAAAAUGUUCACAUUCAAAAUCAUCGUUUUAACCAUUUUGGCUUCAAUUACGUAUUCGUUAGCUCAUAAAGCUGAAUCUUACGCCAAUAAUCAUCUUUAUUCUCAUGGCGGUGGUGAUGGUGGAGAUGGGGGACAUAAAGACCACGAUCAUUACGCUUAUCCAAAAUAUGAUUAUAAAUAUGGUGUCGCCGACAAGAAAACUGGCGAUAAUAAAGAACAACACGAAGAACGUGAUGGGGAUGUCGUUAAAGGUUACUACACCCUCCACGAAGCUGAUGGAACUAUCAGAACUGUUCAUUACACCGCCGAUAAACACAAUGGAUUCAAUGCCCACGUUGUUAGAUCUGGACAUGCUGCACAUCCCGCUGUUUAUGGGCAUGGAGGAGACGAUGGAAAACACUGA
Onthophagus taurus is the source of this 449-nucleotide messenger RNA. RefSeq names its product cuticle protein 19-like. Gene Ontology annotation, cellular component: extracellular matrix. The record is from RefSeq and is a predicted model, not a curated record. NCBI's taxonomy places the organism in Eukaryota, Metazoa, Arthropoda, Insecta, Coleoptera, Scarabaeidae.